Molecule: messenger RNA, 2337 nt
Organism: Meloidogyne enterolobii
Lineage: Eukaryota; Metazoa; Nematoda; Chromadorea; Rhabditida; Meloidogynidae
Source: the annotation of a GenBank genome assembly
CAUCCAUAUCUUCACCCAUUAAACUGCACUGCCCAUGUUUGUUUAUCAUUUUUUGAGGGAUAGCUUUAGUAAAUUGAGGGUUAUUGGGUUUUUCCUCAUCAUACUCUCGUCAAGUUAACAGUGACUUGAGGAUUGUAGAAUUUCAGUGGGCUUUAUUAUUGCUCUAUCGAAUGGUUUUAAAAAAUUUAUCAAAUCCGCGCUCAAAGUAAAUGAUAGUCCCUUGUAGUUACUAAAAUCCAUUCUUUUUCAUUUUUUAAUUUCACCUAUAUUUCGCUUUUAAGGAAUUUAAAUGCGAAAGUGGUGUCCAAUGUAUUAGUAAAUUCUGGCUUUGUGAUGGAGAUCAUGAUUGGUAAAUUAUUUAUAACUUUUUCUAAUCCAUUUAAAAAUUCGUUUAGCUUUGAUGGAAGCGAUGAAUUUAAUUGUGUUAAAAGCAAAUGUCCAGCUAAACAAAAAGUUUGCAAAGAUGGUCAAUGCAUUGAUGAAAAUCUUUGGUGUGAUGGAACAGAAGAUUGUCAUGAUGGUUCUGAUGAGAAAAACUGCACUUCACCAAUUAAAUUGUCAACACAAACUUGUGACUCCAAUACAGAGUAUACCUGUCCGGAAAGUCCGACACGGUGUAUUAAACUACAAGAUUUGUGUCGAAAGAAUCUGGAUUCAAAUGACUGCACGAAAUCUGUUUGUAAAGAGCAAAUAGUUAUUUGCAAAGAGAAUAGCAAUGCUUGUUCAUGCCGCAAUACAGGAGUUGGUACUGGGAAGAUUUGUCAUUGCAAUAGCGGUUAUCAAUUGAGUGGGGAUGUUUGCAUAGAUAUAAAUGAGUGUGAUCAAGUGGGAACUUGCGAUCAACUUUGCCGAAAUAUACCAGGUAGCUAUGAAUGUGAUUGCUAUCCAGGCUACAGACUUGCUGUUCCAACCAAAAAUAUGGAUAAACCUGUCCCUCACAAGUGUCGUGCUCGGGGAUCAGAUCCUUUGUUGCUUUUGUCAAAUCGUGCGGCAAUUCGACAAUAUGACAUUGUUACGAACAAAUAUCAUCCAUUGAUAAACAAACUUGAAUCUGCUGUGGCACUUGAUUAUUGGCACAAUAACAAGACUUUGGUUUGGUCUGAUGUUAGCAAAGAACAGAUUGUCAUUUGCUCGGGCAUAAAUGGUUUAGGAGAUCUCGCAACAUUUGAAAGUAUUAACAAUGCCUGUAAUGGACCGAAUUUGACUAGAAUUACUGAAGAUGUAACUACUCCUGAUGGUCUUGCAAUUGAUUGGGUUCAUGGACUUAUCUUUUGGACAGAUACAGGGACUGACACUAUAAAUGUAUAUGAUUUGAAAAAGAAAAAACGAACUACAAUUAUCAACGGUGAUGGUUUGGAUGAACCUAGAGCAAUAGCUGUAGAUCCUUCUGCUGGAUUAAUUUUCUGGACGGAUUGGGGCGAAACUGCACGAAUUGAGAGAGCUGGAAUGGAUGGGAAGAAUCGGAUGGUAAUAAUUAAAGGUAACACAAUUCGUUGGCCAAAUGGUUUGGCAAUUGAUAUUUUGGACAAAAGAAUCUAUUGGGCAGAUGCUAAAACAAAACAAAUUAGCAGCAGCGAUUAUUGGGGAAAUAAUAUUCGAACAAUUUUACAUUCACAUCAAUAUUUGCGUCAUCCUUUCUCCUUGGCAGUUUUUGAAGAACGUCUUUAUUGGACUGAUUGGGACCAAGAAGGCGUUCUCUCUGUUAAUAAAUUUCAUGGAGGAGAAGUUAAAAAGUUGAUGAGUGGAGUUACUGGCCCAAUGACUGUACGUGUAUAUCAUGAACAAGCACAACCAAAACAUGAAAAUAAAUGUGAAUUUAGCAAUUGUCAACACAUUUGUCUACCAAAAGCUUUAUACAAAGGCGAAUCGAAAGAUCGUGAAACUCCAUUAAAAGAACUUCCAUUUUCUUGUGCCUGUGAACGUGGUUUCCAGAUUGACAUUGGAAAUUCUUCUCUCUGUGUUCCUCUCAAUCCACUUGGAAUUAUUGCUGAUGCGGCGAGUGAAUCAUUCAAACACAUUAAAGAUGAUGGAAGUAUAAGUAUGGGUACUUACUUCUUUGGAUUGUUAAUUAUUUUUGCUGCUUUUGCCUUGUUAUAUACCUAUCAACACAGACGUCCACGCCAUUUUGCUGUCCUACAUUUUGACAAUCCAAUUUAUCGACGCACUGUUGAGGCAGAUUUGGAUGCUGACUUGGAAAAUGUUCCAGAUAAUUCUAUUGGGCCAAUUUCAAUUUUGCAUAUGUCUGGGAAUUCGUCGAAUCUAAAUGAUUCCCACAAUAGCCGUCAACAGUCAACAACGGCACUGGUAAUUUUUGAAUAUUUAUGGGUCCCAUUUUAA